Alosa alosa (allis shad) is the source of this 1960-nucleotide messenger RNA. Its product is annotated as natterin-3-like. The coding region runs from base 157 to 1443 and encodes 428 amino acids. The transcript has 3 exons. The record is from RefSeq and is a predicted model, not a curated record. Lineage: Eukaryota; Metazoa; Chordata; Actinopteri; Clupeiformes; Clupeidae.
UUGUCUACUGUUGGCUCUCAACCUGGAAAACUUGUGUAAUCAUGGCUUGAUAUCCUUCCUGUGCUAUUCAACCUCAGAAGGGUUGGGAAUUUCCUGCUCAAGCUCCUUGAUGCCGAGGCUACAAUCAGCAUUCACCUCGAAUGAUUCGGUAGUACGAUGGAGCUGGUGGACGUUAUGAUACUGUGUCUUCUGCUGCACUGGGCACACCAUGCAAAUUCACAGGAGAAUGCCAUCUCUGAAAAGGAACUUGAUCGCGGUGCCUUGGAUCCCAAACUGAUGGAAGUCAAACCCAGUCUGAGAGUGCCUAUACAUCUAGCUGAAACUGUGAACCUCUCUACUCCAGGUGAGACAACCAACUUGCGAUGGAUCUCACCAGAAAUAAAAGGCAGAAAUAAUGCAGUCCCCCUCAACGCAUUCAGCAUCUACAACAACUACACUUCUCGAGAGGAGUUUGUCUGCAGGCCCUGGGGCAUCUGUGCUUUGGGCUUCAUGACGGAGGAAAGAGGCUUCUACUGCUACUAUUCCCUGCGAGGCCAGCAGCUUCUGACUAAUCAUUUUCAGUUUUUGCAAAACAGGAAGAACUAUGAGUUGCUGGAGUGGAAAUCGGGCCAAAAUGGAAGCGUUCCAGAAUACAGCAUUAAAAUCUGCAAUCAUAACUUUGUUGGGAGGAACGAAUAUGGCCUGGGAAAUGUUCACUCCGCCAUGAAAGUAUUUUUUCUCCCCUGGGAAGGGCAGGAGUACUGGUAUCAGGAAUAUGAAGUGUUGACCGUCAAUCGUGAUCCGUACCACCUGCUUGUUUUCAAAAUGUCCUACGACACCAAAAAGAUUAAUGUCAUCACUCAUCCUUCUGAGGAGUUGAUGGAGUCCAUUUGCAUGCCCAACAACAACAGCAAGGAGAUAGUUAAGGAGGUGUACAUGCAGACGAAGCACGAGAAACUCAACAUUUGGGAACCAAGUCUCAGUAUGCAGCACAUGCUGACAACUAACUUCUCGGUCAAAAUUCCGGAAAUCAUCCAGUUGAGGGAAAACCGCUCCCGGAUGGGAGCGGAUGUUUCCGUAUGGAGCGGUUACAAGUACCGCGAGAACGUGUCUCUCACAUUGGACCACACCGCUGCCAUCAAACCUGGCUACUGCUGUCGGGUCAAGAUGGUGGGCAAGAAGACGGAGGUCACCAUGCCCUUCUGGGCUGAGGUCAUCAAGCGGUACCUCAACGGGACGACGCACAUGGCGUCGGUCGUCGGCCGCUACAUGAGCAAGGAAAUGGGAGGGAUCAAAGGAGUGGCGGGCGACUGUGAGCCAAUCAACAAUGUCACCUCAGAGCGCAGCAAGCCAAGCCAAGCUGAAACACCACCAGGGACGGGUGCUGCUAGUGCCUUAUCCCCUUGGCUGGCCUCCUACAUCAUCCUUGCACUUAGCUUGGCAGCUUUUGGUGUAGCACUGUAGUAAUGCCCUGCUUGUUAUAGUGGCUGCUAAAAGUGUUGACAGUGAAAUUCUCUUGUAACUUUGUGGAGAGAUACACCAGCCGGAGAGAUACCAAUGAGCUUCCACUGCCACAUUUUGACUUGCAUUCUGAGCACACACUCACAAACACACGCACAAUUGCAUCAUAUGGAAUUGAACUGUCAAUGCUGACAGGGCACGCUUACAGUGCAGUUGCCGGAUUAUAAAUGUUGUCACGGUAACAGCAGUGUUGUCACGUUAACAGUGUCUGCCUGCUCGAGGUGCACCUGCUGUUUAUAAAUGUUGUCACGGUAACAGCGGUGUUGUCGCGGUAACAGUGUCUGCCUGCUCAAGGUGCACCUGCUGUUUAUUGUUUACUUGCUUAACACGAACAUUAUUCUGUUUUAAUUAUAAUGCACCUCCAUCAGGCUUUCCAUUACACUUGCUCCCUCCCCUCCUCUUCUCUCCUCCUCUUCUCUUCUCUCUCUCCUCCUCUCUCUCUUCUCCUCCUCCUCUUCUC